AACGAGACGCACACGACCUGCUGGAGAACAAAACGAACCGAACAGCUUGUCAUUAGCAUCACAACUGAAAAAAAAGGCUAUUCAGGAGAUCGGGCAAUGCUGCAGCGUGUACAGUCAACAAAAGGUACCGUCAACAAAAAAAAAAAACACCAAAAAAUGGCGAAUCAUUAUGAGAUUCCGAGUUGGGCUGGUAAACCAACAACUGGACUGCACCUUGAUGUGACUAAAGAUGGGAAACUUAUCCAGAAACUGAUGAUUGAUCAGAAAAAAUGCUACCUCUUCGGACGAAAUCCUCAAAUGUGUGACUUUUGUAUAGAUCAUGCAUCAUGCUCGAGGGUCCACUCGGCACUUGUCUGGCACAAGCACUUGAAUCGUGCAUUCCUUGUUGACCUUGGAAGCACCCAUGGAACAUUUAUUGGCUCAAUGAGGAUUGAGAGCGAAAAACCUACUCAACUUCCAGUGGAUAGUACCUUUCACUUUGGUGCUUCAACUAGGUAUUACGUUUUGAGGGAACGGCCACAAAACGCCCCCAGACCAAUUUUGGAAGAGUUGGAGGAAGAGGCCAAAAGUGUGCAUCAAGAUGGAGGAAAGCUUGGACUCCCCGAAUCAGAAAUGGAAUUAGAUAACUUGACAGAAUUCAAUACAGCACACAACCGGCGGAUCUCUAUGUUGGGUAUUGCAGACGACGAUGGCGAUAAUAGAAAUCCAGGUGGCAAAAGAAAAAAGAGAUCCAUCACAUUCAAUGACGAAGAGGAAGUCAUCAACCCGGAAGAUAUUGAUCCGAAUGUGGGAAGAUUCCGUAAUCUGGUCCACACGUCUCUCGUCAUCCCUACAAAACGGAUUAAAAAUGAAACGUUGGCCAGUGGAGGAGCAUCUUCGAGAGAACACCAGUUCCACCGUUCUCUGGCAUCCUCGUCGGGCGUAGAGGGACUGUAUGGAGGCCUACCACCUGAGAUGGGCGAAUCAUCUGCGUCUCAUUUGACUUCUCAAUCAGCGUCUGCCGGCCUCUUCUCAUCGACUCUAGCUUCUAAGUUGGGACUGCCAUUGAUGCCUAACCCUGCCCCUGAUGUCGACUUGUCCGCCCCAUUAGAACCGGCUGCAGCACCGGUGUCUUCCCGAGUCAAUGUCGAGUUCGCCCAACCUCCUGCGGUAGAAUCGGAAUCUUCAUCCGGCUUACCCAAGAGAAAGAAAUAUGCCAAAGAGGCAUGGCCGGGUAAAAAGCCGGCACCCUCACUUCUUAUGUAACAAUUCUCAGUUCCCCCAACUUGUCAUUUUCAUCACGAUUUUCUUUUUUUUUUUUAAAUAAAAACAAAACACAAAAAAAAA
Molecule: messenger RNA, 1326 nt
Organism: Daphnia carinata
Lineage: Eukaryota; Metazoa; Arthropoda; Branchiopoda; Diplostraca; Daphniidae
Gene: NiPp1
Product: nuclear inhibitor of protein phosphatase 1-like
Exons: 8
Coding region: 97-1245 (382 amino acids)
Cellular component (GO): nuclear speck
Molecular function (GO): mRNA binding; protein binding; protein serine/threonine phosphatase inhibitor activity
Source: RefSeq, a predicted model, not a curated record